This is a messenger RNA of Eruca vesicaria subsp. sativa (arugula), 2901 nucleotides long. NCBI's taxonomy places the organism in Eukaryota, Viridiplantae, Streptophyta, Magnoliopsida, Brassicales, Brassicaceae. The record is from the annotation of a GenBank genome assembly.
UUAUUGGGCCGGUUUAAAUGGUGGCCUAAUUAUCAAACGAAGUUCCGAGGUAAUUGCGCGGCAAGUAAGACGCAGGAGCGGAUAACUUUCCGAUGGACUACGGAAGUCAAUGACAAUUGGAUUUGCUUUGCAACGAAGCUUACGCCCUUUCCUUUAUUUUAUUUUAUUGUAAAGCAAUCAUAAACCUUUCAGAUUCUAACAAAAAAAAAAGAUCAUAAACCUUUGUGUUUCUCCUCUGAAAAGAAAGAAUGAAUGCUUUGGUUGAGUUGGCAGUAGAAUCUUUUGUCUCGGAGGCUCUGAAACUUGCGAUUGCUGAAGCCAAGAAGUACAAGUCCUACAAACCCUUGUCCAAAGAUCUGGUCUCAACGAUGAAGAGAUUGCUUCCCUUGACACAAAAGAUCGAUUCCAUGCGAAACGAGCUAGACCACAAUGCUGUAGAGCUAGAGGAACUCAGGGAUACGAUCCAACAAGCUCGUCUACUCAUCCACAAGUUCCCAAGCGUCCGGUUCUACAACAAACCUAAAUACGCUAGAAAAAUCGAGAAGAUCAAUAAAGCUAUGGCCAAGUUCUGCGGCAUCGAUCUCCAGCUUCUUCAGUACAGGGACCAGUUGGGAUUGUCCGUUGUGGUGGGGAAUAUUGAUGAUAAGGUUGACGGUUUAAGUAAGAGAAUAGACAGCUUGAGUGUUGUUCCUGUGCCUGUGCCUGUUUUUAUGGAUCAUCUUUGUUCUGUUCCAAAGCUUGAUAAGGCUCCCGUUGGUUUGGAUUGGCCUUUGAUGGAUCUUAAGAAGAAGCUCCUUGACAAUAAUAAUAAUAAUAAUAAUAAUAAUCCUCUGCUUAGUCUCGUUGUGUCUGCUCCUCCCGGCUGCGGCAAGACCACCCUCGUUACUCACCUUUGCAACAAUGUACAAGUCAAAGGGCAUUUCAAGCAUAUCUUGUUUAAUGUUGUCUCAAGUACUCCUAACUUCAGGACGAUUGUACAAAACUUACUUCAGCACAACGGUUAUGCUCCACAAAUAUUUGAGAACGAUACUCAAGCAACCGUUGCCUUGAGAAGACUGCUGGAGAAACUCAUAGAAGACGGUCCUAUAUUGAUGGUCUUGGAUGAUGUCUGGCUGGGAGCUGAUUCCUUCCUUCAGAAAUUUCUCAUUACGUUGCCGGAUUAUAAGAUUUUGGUGACUUCUCGCUCUGAGUUUCCGAGUUUUGGUUCCACUUAUUAUCUGAAACCUUUGGAAGGUGAAAAUGCCAGAGCCCUUCUCAUUCAAUGGGCAUCACAACCUUAUAACGUCUCUCCAGCUGAUUACGAGCAUCUCCUCCAAAAGAUAUUGAAACGUUGCAAUGGAUUCCCAAUAGUAAUUGAAGUAGUUGGCAGUUCCCUUAAAGGACGAUCUCUAACUGUUUGGAAAGGGCAGGUGGCAAACUGGUCUGAAGGGAAAACUAUUCUUGAUAGUCCUUCUCAGCCUAAUGUGCUUCAAUGUUUGGAGCCUAGCUUCAUUGCCCUGGAUCCUGAUCUCAAGAAGUGUUUCUUGGACAUGGGAUCGUUUCUUGAAGACCAAAAGAUACGUGCUUCUGUAAUAAUUGACAUGUGGAUGGAACUAUACGGUAUUAGCAGCACUGUCGUGUGCAUGAAGUACCUUGAAGACCUUGCCUCCCAGAAUCUACUUAAACUUGUUCCUCUCGGAAAUGAGCAGGAAGAUGGUUUCUACAGUGAGUAUUUAGUCACUCAGCAUGAUAUCCUUAGGGAGUUGGCUAUCCAUCAAAGCGGAUUAGAAGAAGACUUCUCUGAAAGAAAAAGAUUGAAUUUGGAGAUAAGAGGGGAUACAUUUCCUGCCUGGUGUUUGAAUCAAAUGGAGCCUAUUAUGAUUAACGCCUCUCUCUUGUCUAUCUCUACAGAUGAUUUGUUUACAUCGAAUUGGGUUGAAAUGGAUUGUCCCAAUGUUGAGGCUUUGAUUCUCAACAUCUCUUCACCAAACUUUUCUUUACCAAACUUCAUUGCUGGAAUGAGGAAGCUAAAGGUUCUGAUAAUCACAAACAACGGUUCUUAUCCAGCAAGAUUGAGCAAUUUCUCGUGUCUCAUCAGCUCAUUACCAAACCUGAAACGGAUCAGACUUGAAAAGGUUUCAGUCGCUCUGCUGGACAUUCUCCAGUUGCAGCUUUCCAGCCUGAAGAAGUUGUCUUUGGUUAUGUGUAGCAGCUUCGGUGAGGUUUUCUACGACACUGAAGAAGAAAAAGAUGUCUCUAAAGCUCUUCCUAGUUUACAAGAGAUUGACAUAGACUAUUGCUAUGAUCUUGAUGAGUUGCCGUAUUGGGUCUGUGAAGUUGUUUCAUUGAAGACACUUAGCAUCACGAAUUGUAACAAGCUCUCUGCACUUCCUGAAGCUAUUGGAAACUUGAGCAGAUUACAAGUGUUGAGGCUGAGUUCUUGUAUUAAUCUCUCUGAGCUUCCUGAAACGGUAGAGAGACUGAGCAACUUGGAGUUUCUUGAUAUUUCUCAUUGCUUAGGACUGAGAAAGUUGCCUUUGGGGACUGGGAAGCUGCAGAAGCUGAAGAAGAUGUCGAUGAUGAAAUGUUGGAGAUGCGAGCUGCCGGAUUCAGUGAGGGAUUUAGAGGAUCUGGAGGUGAAAUGCGAUGAAGAAACUGCGUUGGUCUUGUGGGAAAGGUUGAAGCCAAAAAUGAGAAACUUGAGAGUUCAAGAGCUGGAAACAGAGCAUAAUCUAAACUUGCUUCAAAUGUUUUAAUACUUGUAUGUGUGUGUCUUGUAAUUUUGUUAGUUGAGAUCAUCUGAAUGUAAAUAGAAACAAUCAUGUUUUGUAUGCAUGCUUUUUGUAUUUAAUAAAACUAUUUACACGACAUUUUUGGUUAGUGUUUUUGAGUGAUUAUCAGCUUUAUAAAUCUUAACUUUCC